Messenger RNA from Closterium sp. Yama58-4, 348 nucleotides. Lineage: Eukaryota; Viridiplantae; Streptophyta; Zygnematophyceae; Desmidiales; Closteriaceae. The record is from the annotation of a GenBank genome assembly.
AUGGUAUUAGUGCACGUGGAAGAGGAGGAGGAGGAGGAGGAGGAGGAGGAGGAGGUGGAGGAGGAAAGGGAGGAGGAAAAACAGCAGGAGGAGCAAGAGGAGGAAGGGGUGGAGGGGAGCGAGGCUGUGACGGCGCACGAGGCUCACCUGCGCCUCAUGCUCUGCCUUCAGUUCGCUUGUGAUGAUUCUAAGGAUUCUGGUGGUUGUGGUGGUGGUGGCAGUGGUGGUGAGGGGGCUGAGGCAGCCUGUGGUGAGGAGAGGGUUCUGGAUGAUCCUGCCCGCCUAAUGCAGCAGUGGAUCAAUCCCCCCAUUCAAGCGUGGGUGAGUGAGCGUGGAAGAGCAGAAUAG